UGAACUUCCGGUGUGAUGACGCAGAGAAGGGCUGGCAACAUGGGUGGAAAGUCGAAAGGUGAAUGAACUUUAAACAAUCGACUGUUUUAACCCCGCUGGCCGAAUUCGGAUGGACUUUAUUGACGAUUUUGAAGCCGCCCAAAGACGUUGCUGCUGUUGGAGGACCAAGUGGUCGUGUUUUACUUUUAGAACCAUGUUUGUGCUUUUGUUUUGCGUUUAUCUGGCAUGUCUACCGUUUUACUCGACAGCCAAUAGGAACGACAAGCCUAUCAUCGGCAUCCUGGCACAGGAUCUUUCCACACCUGUAGACAAUCAGACUUCUUACAUCGCUGCCUCUUAUGUCAAGUUCUUGGAGUCUGCAGGGGCCAGAGUGGUCCCAAUUAAGAUCAACCAGCCUGAGGAGGAAUAUAGGAGACUAUUCAAAUCCAUUAAUGGAGUUCUGUACCCUGGAGGAUCAGCCAACAUCACCUCAUCAGGCUACCAAAGAAGUGCGAAGGCCUUCUACGAGAUGGCCAUUGAGGCCAACAAGAGGGGAGAUCACUUCCCCAUUUGGGGCACCUGUCUGGGCUUCGAGCAGCUGUUGUUGCUGACCAGUGGCGUGAACCUGCUGACAGAGACGGACACAAGGGACGUGACCUUACCCCUCAGCUUCACUAAAGAGGCCAAAGACAGCAGAAUGUUCCAAGGCUUCCCGGCUAAACUCAUGGAGUCUUUGGCGUUGGAGAAUCUGACUGAGAACUCUCACCGCUGGAGUUUGGCCGUGAAGGCGUACAACACCACCCAAGCGCUGAAGUCGUUUUACAAAAUUCUCUCCACAAACACAGAUGGAAAAACAGAGUUUUUGUCCACAUUUGAAGCGACUGAUUUCCCAAUUUACGGAACCCAGUGGCACCCGGAGAAGAACGCAUUCGAGUGGAGGAAGCCUCACUUUGCACACGGCCCCUCCGCCGUCCAGGUCACCUUCUUCAUGGCCGAGUUCUUUGUGGGCGAAGCCAGGAAGAGUUUUCACAGCUUUGUGUCAGCGGAUGAGGAGGACCAAGCCCUCAUUUACAACUUUAGUCCGGUUAAAUCUAGUACGAGCAGUGUCUUCGAGCAAGUAUAUUACUUCUAAGCUAAACGAAAACAACAACUUUUACCAUAGGGCAACGAAUAUAUAAUACUUCUGUCAUUGAUUUAAAAAAAACUACUUAAUUUUGACUUUUUUUGGUGAAAUGUAGCAUUAAUUUUAAGCAAAAGUUAGACAUACCAGCGUUUCCCACAUGACCGUUAUCUACCUUUCUUAUUGUUUUUUUUUUUAUGCCACAAUCCUGUUAAAACCUGUUCUUCUAUAAAGGCGGGGGACAACAGGGCACAGCAGGACCCGCUGCUCGUUGAGAAGAACGAUGCAUGCUUUCAUGUUAGUCUCUAAAAGUGUCAAAUAGGGAUGGGCCUAAAUCAGGUGUGCCCAUUACAACACCGGAAAUGUGUCCGGUAAAAGCCAUCCAACCGGAACUCUCUAAUAACUAAAGAUUUUAAACAAGAAGAUAGAGAAAAGGAAGAAGCUUAUCGACUACGGUGUCUCGCGGACUACAAAGACGAACGCGCGCAAAUUUUCAGGACAUAUGCAGAUCCCAAAUACAGAUCAACAGGUACCAGAAGGUAAGAAAAGUUGCUUUUGCAUAAUAUUGCAACAAAACGCCAGAUAAUGUCUUACCUUAUACACACACCAUAAUAAUACUUGUAUGUUGACGCACCGUACAAUCCAUCAAGCGGUGCAGCUUCAUAGCUUACCAAAGUCGUACUAAAACCUUUUGAUAGAUUUUGUUGGUGUUGAGUCUUAUUGCAGUCUACACGUAUCUCUUAUGUGUGACUGCCAUCUACUGGUGACACUUAUCAUCUCACCAUGUACCAAAUAAAAUAGCUUCAAGGUCAGUAAGCGCGAGCAAAAUUAUUCCGCACAUUAGGCGCACCGGGUUAUAAGGCGCACUGUCGAGUUUUGAGAAAAUGAAAGGAUUUUAAGUGCGCCUUAUAGUCCGGAAAAUACGGUAAUUUAGAAGCACUGUAGUAGCCAUGCUCGCAGGCGAGGAUGCUAAGUUGCGUUAAGGAUGGGUUCGUUGCCGCUUGUCGACAAAUUUGCGUGACACAUCUAGAAUGUGACAACAUGCAUUAUCACGAUAGAUAAAACCUGUAUUGUCGGACGAGUUCAUAUCAUAUACAUUGUAGAUAGUCUAUAUCAGGGGUGUCCAAAAUGCGGCCCGGGGGCCAUUAGCGGCCCGCAGCUGAUUGUUUACCGGCCCACCACACAUUCUGGAAAUGCUAUUGCAAAAAUUUAAAAAACAUUAAAAAAAGUGGAAUGAGGUGAAAUCUAACUAGAAAACGUUGCAAUGUUGACACAAAGCUGCCAUGUAGGCUGCUCUUUUUUUCUUUUGUCUAUCUUUAUUUGUCUUUUUUUGCCAUUGCUCAAAAAAAAAUAAAAAAAUCAAAUGUUAUAAUGAAUUAUUGACCUAUUCAAGGCGCCAAUUAUUUCAAAUAUUUCACUUUAAAAUGUUUUAUGUGGAAAAUAUUGUGUGGUUGCCAUACAAAAACAUCGUUUUCUUUGACUAAAGAGCAUAAAACAAACAAAAUAAUAGUUCAAACGUAAAAUCAACAGAUAUAUCUGAAGUUGAUCUUGUAACUUAAGUGUUGAAAGUAAAAAAAAUAAUAAUAAAAAUGUAUCACUUUGUAUGAGUGGGGCACCUUUUGGAUCCCAAAUAUAUUUAAUGGGAUUAUUGAUCUUUUCACUGUGAUUACUCAAAAAUAAUAAUGAAUUAAAAUCAAUGGUGCCCUGCAUUAUUGAUCUUUUUAAGGCUCUUAUUACUUCACAUCAAACUUUGCUUUCUGAAUGUUUUGGGCGGUGGGGGGAAAUACUGCAUAUUUCAGUUUUAUUUAAAAAAAAAAAAAAGUUUUCUUUGACAGAAAAGGCAUAAAACCUUUUUUAUUUUUAUUUUUUACUUUAUAUCAACCUGAAGUUGAUAUACUGAAGAGAUUUACUGUAAGCGUUAAAUAAAUAAAAAUAAUAAUAAUUUGACUUGUUUUUAACAUUUUAAUGACUUAGACCCUUUAUGGUCCCCGGAAGACCUAAAGCAGGGGUCGGCAACCUUUACCACUCAAAGAGCCAUUUUGGAAAGUUUCACAAAUUAAAGAAAACAAUGGGAGCCGCAAAAAUAAUUUUUAAAAUUUAAAAUGAAAAACACCGCAUACAAAGCUUAAAUUGCUUUGCGCUAUGUUAACCAGGGGUCUCUGACACACGCACCGGCACGCACUUUAAUAUGGAAAUUUGAUGUUAGUGCGGCCCGCGACUUUUACUUGAAUGACGCUUGAUAGCGUCUUUCUUGUCAACCCUCUCAAUUUUCCGGGAGACUCCCGAAUUUCAGGACGUGCUGGCACUGCUUUUAGCUCCCUCUACAGCCUGCCCAAACAGCGUACCUGCUUGACCACAUGUAGAAUGCAGCUUUUGCUUGCCCACGUAAGUGACAGCAAGGCAUACUUGUUCAAC
Entelurus aequoreus (snake pipefish) is the source of this 3514-nucleotide messenger RNA. Its product is annotated as gamma-glutamyl hydrolase-like. Gene Ontology annotation, cellular component: vacuole. Bases 110 to 1111 code for a protein of 333 amino acids. Gene Ontology annotation, molecular function: gamma-glutamyl-peptidase activity. NCBI's taxonomy places the organism in Eukaryota, Metazoa, Chordata, Actinopteri, Syngnathiformes, Syngnathidae. Gene Ontology annotation, biological process: tetrahydrofolylpolyglutamate metabolic process. The transcript is spliced from 9 exons. The record is from RefSeq and is a predicted model, not a curated record.